AUGUCUACUGCCGAACUUGCCUCGUCGUACGCGGCGCUCAUCCUCGCCGACGACGGUGUUGAGAUCACUGCCGACAAGCUCCAGACCAUCCUCAAGGCUGCCAAGGUCGUCGACGUCGAGCCCAUCUGGACGCAACUCUUCGCCAAGGCUCUUGAGGGCAAGGAUGUAAAGGACCUGCUGUCGAACGUCGGCUCUGGCGGCGGUGCUGCCGCUGCUGGCGCGGGUGCGGCCGCCGGUGGUGCUGGUGCUGGUGCUGCUGAGGAGGCCAAGGAAGAAGAGAAGGAAGAAGAAAAGGAAGAGUCGGACGAGGACAUGGGCUUCGGUCUAUUCGACUAA
Molecule: messenger RNA, 336 nt
Organism: Annulohypoxylon truncatum
Lineage: Eukaryota; Fungi; Ascomycota; Sordariomycetes; Xylariales; Hypoxylaceae
Product: ribosomal protein 60S
Exons: 4
Coding region: 1-336 (111 amino acids)
Biological process (GO): cytoplasmic translation; translational elongation
Cellular component (GO): ribosome; cytosolic large ribosomal subunit
Molecular function (GO): protein kinase activator activity; ribonucleoprotein complex binding; structural constituent of ribosome
Source: RefSeq, a predicted model, not a curated record